GCCGCCGCCGUGGGAGCUGCGGAGCCGCGGGGAGCGGGGAGCGGGGCCCGGCCCCGCCGAUCGGGCUCCGGCGAGGCCCGGCGGGAGCGGCCAUGGAGGCGGGCAAAAUGGUGAGCGCAUCCUCCUCCUCCUCCUCCUCCGCGGGCCCCGCAGCCGUGCGGGGCUCCUCGGGCCGCGGCGGGGCCGGGGGCGUUUUGCCGGGAGCCGCGCUGCGGGGCGAUGCGGUGCCGGCGCGGCGCGGCGCGGUUCUGCCGUCGGUGAGCCCCGGAACGCUGCGGUUCUGCUGCGCUCUGAGUGCGUUGUGAUGCGAGCCGGGCUGCGGGGCGCCGCGUUCUCGGGCGGCCGAUCCCCGCUGUCCGUGCUGGGGACACCCGGCGCUGCCCCGCCCGGAGCCCGCGGGGGGCCGUGCGAUGCCCUGGGCGCUGCGCGCGACUGUCAGCAUCAAUAAGGCUAUUAAUACACAGGAAGUGGCUGUCAAGGAGAAACAUGCCAGAACAUGCAUCCUGGGCACGCACCACGAGAAGGGGGCACAGACCUUCUGGUCAGUGGUGAACCGGCUGCCGCUCUCGGGCAAUGCUGUGCUCUGCUGGAAGUUCUGCCAUGUCUUCCACAAGCUCCUCCGCGACGGCCAUUCAAAUGUCCUGAAAGACUCUGUGAGAUACAAGAACGAGCUGAGUGACAUGAGCAGGAUGUGGGGCCACCUGAGUGAGGGCUACGGACAGUUGUGCAGCAUCUACCUCAAACUGCUGAGAACCAAGAUGGAGUUCCACACCAAGAACCCCCGGUUCCCCGGCAAUCUGCAGAUGUCUGACCGGCAGCUUGACGAGGCGGGAGAGAACGAUGUCAACAACUUCUUCCAGCUGACAGUGGAAAUGUUUGACUACCUGGAAUGUGAGCUGAACCUCUUCCAGACGGUGUUCAGCUCCCUGGACAUGUCACGCUCUGUGUCGGUCACUGCGGCGGGGCAGUGCCGCCUGGCCCCACUCAUCCAGGUAAUCCUGGACUGCAGCCACCUCUACGACUACACCGUCAAGCUGCUCUUCAAACUCCAUUCCUGUCUGCCGGCCGACACACUGCAGGGCCACCGGGACCGCUUCCUGGAGCAGUUCAGAAAGCUGAAGGACCUCUUCUAUCGCUCCAGUAACCUGCAGUACUUCAAGCGUCUGAUUCAGAUCCCGCAGCUCCCAGAGAACCCUCCCAAUUUUCUGCGAGCCUCAGCGCUGUCAGAACACAUCAGCCCUGUGGUGGUCAUCCCUGCUGAGGCAUCCUCACCUGACAGUGAGCCCAUCACAGACCUGGUAGAAAUGGAAACAGCGUCACAGAGCCUGUUUGACAACAAGUUUGAUGACAUCUUUGGCAGCUCGUUCAGUAGUGACCCCUUCAACUUCAACAGCCAGAACGGGAUGAACAAAGAUGAUAAGGACUGGCUGAUUGAGCAGCUCUACAGGGAAAUCGGGGCUCUGAAGGAGGAGCUGGAGAGCUUCAAGGCUGAGAGUGAGCGGCGUGGCCUGCAGCUGCGCGGGCGCAUCAGUGAGCUGGAGGCAGAGCUGGCCGAGCAGCGGCACCUGAAGCAGCAGGCACUGGACGACAGCGAGUUCCUGCGCACGGAGCUGGAGGAGCUGAAGAAGCAGCGGGAGGACACGGAGAAAGCGCAGAGGAGCCUGACGGAGAUCGAGAGGAGGGCACAGGCAAAUGAGCAGCGGUACAGCAAGCUGAAGGAGAAGUACAGUGAGCUGGUGCAGAACCACGCCGACCUGCUGCGAAAGAACGCAGAGGUGACCAAGCAGGUAACGGUGGCAAGGCAGGCCCAGGGCGAUGUGGAGCGGGAGAAAAAGGAGCUGGAGGACUCCUUCCAGCGGGUGAGCGAGCAGUCCCAGCGGAAGUCCCAGGAGCAGGCGGAGGUGCUAGAGACUUUGAAGCAGGAGCUGGCAGCCAGCAAGCAGGAGCUGCAGGUCUUGCAGGGAACACUGGAGACCACUAUACAGGUGGGAGCAGAGCAGAACACUCGGAUAGCAGGCCUGGAGCAGGAGCGGGACAGCCUGAGCCACGCAGCAGAGCAGCGCAGCAAAGAGAUGGCAGCCCUGCAGGCUGAGCUGCAGCAGCUGCGGGACGCACUCAGCAGCGAGAAGGAGAGUAGCAGGAAGGAGCGGGAGACACUGCAGACACAGCUGCAAGAUAAGGAGAGUGCAGAACGGACCCUGCAGCAGCGCCGGGCCGAGGAGCAGUUUGCUCUGCUGCAGGGCAGUGCGCGGGAGGCAGAGCGCAUGGUGCAGGAUGCCCUCAGCCGCCUCGAGGACCCCGCUCACAUCAGUUGCACCGGCUCAGCAGAUUACCUCCUGUCUAGGACGUCUGCAGCCUCUGAAUGCAUUGAGAGGCUGCAGGAUGCGCACAGCAAAUACCUUACCAACCGCACAGAUGUGAGCACCGUGCUGCCCUGCGUGGCACUCUUUGCCCACCUCAUCAGCGACACCAUCCUACAAGGCAGUGCUACCUCCCACAUGGCCCCGAUGGAGCCCGCUGACCGGCUGCUGGAAACGUGCAAGCAGUGUGGCAGUGAGGCCAUCAGCUACCUCAGCUCCCUGCAAGACCCGGGCAGUGUGGCAAGUGCCAACUGCACAGCAGUGACCAAUUGCCUGCACCGGAUCAGCGCCAUCGGGGAGGAGCUGCGACCCAGAGGGCUGGACGUGGAGCAGGAGGAACUGGGAGAUCUGGUGGACAAGGAGAUGGCGGCUACAUCAGCAGCCAUUGAGACUGCGGCUGCCCGGAUCGAGGAGAUGCUGAGCAAGGCCCGGGCUGGCGACACUGGGGUCAAACUGGAAGUGAAUGAGAGGAUUCUGGGUUCCUGCACUGGCCUCAUGCAGGCAAUCCAGGUGCUCGUCCUGGCGUCCAAGGACCUGCAGCGGGAGAUUGUGGAGAGCGGACGGGGCGCAGCGUCCCCCAAGGAGUUUUAUGCCAAGAAUUCUCGUUGGACGGAGGGCCUCAUCUCCGCCUCCAAGGCCGUGGGCUGGGGAGCAACUGUCAUGGUGGAUGCUGCUGACCUGGUGGUGCAAGGGAAAGGGAAAUUUGAGGAGCUGAUGGUCUGCUCCCACGAGAUCGCAGCCAGCACUGCGCAGCUGGUGGCAGCCUCCAAGGUGAAGGCGGACAAGGAUAGCUCCAACCUGUCCAAGCUGCAGCAAGCCUCUCGGGGCGUCAACCAGGCCACGGCCGGUGUGGUGGCCUCCACCAAGUCUGGGAAGUCACAGAUUGAGGAGAAAGAUAGCAUGGACUUCUCCAGCAUGACACUAACACAGAUCAAGCGCCAAGAAAUGGACUCUCAGGCACUGAUUAGCCUCCGCAGCGGGAGCAGCCAGCAGCAGAGACCCCUUCGGUCAGCCGGGACCCAGCUUGGUGCAGCCUUUUUCAGAAGACACACAAUAAACUGGUGCAAAAUUCACCCCGAAGCACACGUCCCCCGCAUUCCCCGAGAGCCGCCUCCAGCACUGAAGGACCAAGAGCCGCAUCGCUGCCGACGGAGCCCCUGGGGCUGGGAGCGAGGGCUGCCCGGCCUCAUGCCAGCCGCAAACUGCACGUGUAUUUAUUAGAGCUGCUUGGGGGGGUCUCUGGGGGUGGUCUCUAACCCUUUAGUUUCGUUUUUGCACAGAUAUCUCUGAACUGUUUGACCCAGCUCUGGCGGAUCGGGAGCGUUCGGGUUUCCUUCGCCUCUUGCUGCUUCUCCAGCCUUAACGUAUUCACUGGUGCAGUGCAGCUUCCCCCCUCCACCGUGAGGACCCUGGGGCCGUGGGGAUGCGGCAGGGCCAGGACCAGCUCUGCUGGUGCUACUGGGCCAGCUCAGGUUCUGGUGCUAGGCCUGGUGCUCCCAUGGCCCUGGCCUGCGUGGGGGUGCCGAGUGCCUUUGGCCACCUUGAGAGCCAGGGCCUGUGUUGCUGCCAGGGGUUCAUUGUGGGGUGCUGAGCCCCGCUGGGGAAAGCCGUCCACCCCCUCUGAGCCCCGCAGAGCUCACAGCCCUGUGCUGGGGGACAGCCAACAGUGAGGAGGGCCUGGGCUGGUGGCAGCAGCAGGGCAGUGAUGGGCUCCAGGCCCCGUGUCCCCAAAGUGCCCUGUGUGGAGGAGCAGUGCCUGGAGCAGAGGAGCUGGGCUGCCCCGGCGCAUCACUGUGUUCACGCCAGCAAUAAACCACUGGGCAACAUCUGCUUCCAGAGGCACGGGAUGGCCCAGGGCAGCACAGAUGGGUCAAGGUGCAACCAGUGCCCCCCAAAGCCACCGCGAGCGGCCCUGCCAUGCCUCUGUCCCCUGGUAGGGGUGGCUGCGGGGCUGGGCACCCAGCCCCAGCCGGGAACCUUUGUGCCUUGGAGCAGGGGGCUCACAGGGCAGGGGGGACCUCUGACCCCAACCCCCACUCAUCGCGCUGUGGGGGGGUCGGAGCGGUGCACAGGUACAGCCGUGCCCUCGGCCCGCCCGCACGCUCGGCUGCUUCGUGGGACUGGGGCCAGGUCUGGGGAGGAACGGCCGCGUGGGCCCCACGGGCGCCGGGGCGGCCGGCCAUCUCCUCGGCGCUGCCUGGCUGAGCGGGGACCAGAGGGGUCUGAGCGGUGACACCCACCCGUGUCCGCGCCCGGACGCCCUGCCGGCAGCACGGCCACGGGGCCACCCCAAAUAGCAGAGGGGGUAACAGCACCGCGCCGCGUGCGGGACCGGUGGCCCUACGGCCGGCCGCGCCACACCGCCCCUCCGAGUCCCGGCCCCACAAAGCAAUACGAGCUGAGCCGCCCCUCUCCUGCGGGGCGCGGGGCCCCCAGCUACCUCAGGCCUCCAGGCUGCGUCCAGCCGGGCCCGGAGUGCCGGGAGGGACACGGGGACGGGGCGCCGCUCUCAGAACUUCUCCUUUUCUCUUUCUUUUGUAACUCGGCCGAGCGGGGCGGCACAUCCCGCAGCACGCGGCUGGCGGCGGGGACGGGCGCGAUGCCGCGGGAGUUUUUUGUCCUUGUGUGAUAACGUCGUGUGGUUUCCAUUUUUAAAUAAAGCCUUCGGCCCAGCG
Gallus gallus (chicken) is the source of this 5035-nucleotide messenger RNA. RefSeq names its product huntingtin interacting protein 1 (gene HIP1). The record is from RefSeq and is a predicted model, not a curated record. The transcript is spliced from 30 exons. Gene Ontology annotation, biological process: clathrin coat assembly; actin filament organization; endocytosis. Bases 411 to 3581 code for a protein of 1056 amino acids. Gene Ontology annotation, cellular component: actin cortical patch; clathrin-coated vesicle; presynapse. Gene Ontology annotation, molecular function: phosphatidylinositol-3,4-bisphosphate binding; actin filament binding; clathrin-cargo adaptor activity. NCBI's taxonomy places the organism in Eukaryota, Metazoa, Chordata, Aves, Galliformes, Phasianidae.